AGACUCAUCAUGGGCUCAGGAAAAUAAUGAGGCAAGAAGAUAUUUUUUAAAAAAAUAACAUGUGAGAGGUGAAAGUCUUAUCAAGAUAUUACCGAAAACUCGGCUCAUUGAAUUUUACUGGAAAUAUGGUAAUCGUUACCUCUAUAUUAACUAGCAAGCCUAUCAGAUAAAACGUGGAUGUCAUCGACUACAUGAACCUUAUCCUCUACUCGUUACCGCAGUUUUAUGUUUUGCAGAUGCCGAAAUAACGAACAGUGGACAGUUUCUGCAAGAAAAUGGCCCUAUAUAUUUUUGAGAAGAUAGCGGCUGGAACUGAUGAGGCUAUUUGGUUUUCAAUAUUUCUGCGCCUUAAAAGUUGAUGGUAGAAUACCAUAAUCAAAAAUAAAAUAGUACUCCACUUUUGAAUUACGUGCGCCUUAUCUAAUAUUAAAAAAUUCACUAUUCACUCAGAAAACAUCAGAACGAUUUCAAAACUUCAGAAUGUAGAGUAUUUAAGCUAUUCUAUAUCAUGUUUCUAGGAGAUCUCAGAAUAAAUUUUAAAACACCCUAAGGCUUUCCAAAAGGAUUUUUGGAAAACCUAUUAACUAAACUAUGUUUUAAGAUUUUUUCGAUCUUAUAAUCACGUUUAGUAGACAAUAUUAAUGAUAUCCUGAGAUUUUGUGCUUCUUCUGAUGUGUUUUAAGUGAAUCUUUUAAGAUUAGAUAAAAAGAGUCUGAAAACCGUAGUAUUCGUAAAACAUCAGAGUUAACAUAAAAUAAAAUAGAUAAGAUAAAAACAUUUAGUUGUCAAGAUGUUGAAAGAAUAAAUGAAUUAUUGAUAAGUGAUUAUCUUGGAACUAAGAGAAAAAGCAAAUAUUUGAACAAAUGAUCAAAUGAUCACUAUGUAAAAUGUCAUUACCAUUGAUCAAAACACAGAAAAUUUAGAAACUGAUGAUAAAUUCUGACUCUUGAUCAACUCGAAACGCUCUAUCGAGUGAUGUAUAAUUUAGUUAACAACAGUACAGUAAACAGUACUUAAACUUCCAGUUUGGCGCGUCUUACUAAAACUCGCAUUAUAUCCAUCUAUUUCAUCUGCUAAUCAGAAGUACAGCAUAAGAUAAAUUCUUAAGCUUACGUGUCUGUAAACGGUUUGAAGUAAUAUGGAUACAAUACUUCUUGCUUUAUCAACAUAUAAUUAAACGCGAUUUGUUUAAACUUUUCAUUAUCAUUUCUUCAAAACGAUUAAUUCCUAUGCAAAACCACUUUAAAUCAGUUGAAGGUCCUCCUAAGACAGUCAUCCGUUCAUCCAUUUUUGCUACAAAAACAAAAUUACAUUCCUGCUUGUUAAGACGUCAACAAGAGUAAUGCUAUUAUUAAGUCUUUCUCUACCAGCUUGUGUGAGCGACAAGUCACUUUAGUACUUUUAACACAAAUACAAAUUCUACACUUUAAAUUAUAAAUGUCAGAAUUAAUUAUUCAUACGCGUUUUCUCAUAAAUUGUAAACAGUUUCGCCAUAUUUUCCUUAACAAGAAGGAAAAGAUAGCUUACCAAAAAAAUUACUACUGAUAACAUCGAGUCAAUUGCACAACUUCAAUUGUUGUACAUAGAGACACAGAACAGUGGAUUUAGUUUUGCAGUUUACUGCAAAGCUAAGUUCGUGUGUUCGAAUCUAUAUUCGUACAAAAUUGUCUUUAUGUUUUUCGAUAGUUUUAGUUUAGAAAAAUUGCCGUUUUUCUAUUAUCAGAAGACAUCUAUUCAUACUGAAUUGUAGAGAAUUUUCUGGUCUUUUGAGUGGUCUAUUACGAAUAGUGUUGAACUUUUGUGCUGGAUACCGCCAAAAAAUUCGUUGAAUGAAGCUCGGACUUUGAAAAUUCUGAUUAUAUCUGGUUUAUCAUGAAGUUUGAAUUGAAAAAACGCAAAUGAUAUUUAUAAAAUAAAUUUUUUGGUUUGGCUGCAUUCGUAUGUAAGUGAAAAAAAUAAAGAAAACAAAGUAUCUAAUCGUCUACACACACCCAGAUGUAAUUAUUCUCACUUGAUAAAAAGAUAAAGAAACAAAUUUAAAUUACGGAGUAAGGACUGUUUAACGUUUCUUGUUGACAGACAAUGUUUCGUCUCUUGUUUCUCGUUGUUCUCUCACCAUCAAUAAUUACUGCUGCCAACGGUUCGCUUGAUUCUGUACACCGGUUUUUAGUAUUCUAUCGAGCAUUAUUACUCUUUUAUAGUACGACAAGUUCGUGCAUCAGCAACACCGUUAACCGUAUGUUAUGACGAGUAUGGUUGCUAUACAACAGCGUCACCAUACGGCAAUACGCUCGAGCGCCCCUUCAAUAUCUUACCAGCUUCGCCAAGUGUUAUUGGUACCAGAUUUUUUCUUUACACAAGAAACACACGAAACAAACGUGAAGAAAUUAGUCGUACGUCAGGACUUGGCUCAUGGGAUGCUUCAAAACCAACAAAAAUAACUGCACACGGUUUUCUCGAUUUGCCCUAUGGAAAUAUCCCGCCGUGGUGGACAGAUAUGAAAAAUGCUUUUCUUGAUAUCGUCGGUAUUUUACAUUCAGUAAAAAUGAAAUUCUAUUAA
Didymodactylos carnosus is the source of this 2560-nucleotide messenger RNA. The record is from the annotation of a GenBank genome assembly. NCBI's taxonomy places the organism in Eukaryota, Metazoa, Rotifera, Eurotatoria, Philodinida, Philodinidae.